GCACAUUUCAUUCGCGGCUAGCAGUUGUAUAAUAUAAAAUCAGUCACACUGGAUAAGAUGGCGCGCUACCGUGAGUGGGACCUGCAGUGCAAGGUUUACGUGGGCAAUUUAGGUUCCUCUGCAUCUAAGCACGAGAUUGAGAGUGCUUUUGGGAAGUAUGGGCCGCUGCGAAAUGUUUGGGUAGCACGCAACCCUCCUGGUUUCGCGUUCGUCGAGUUCGAAGACAAGCGGGACGCUGAAGAUGCAGUUCGGUCGUUGGAUGGAACACGGUGCUGCGGAACACGCAUACGGGUAGAGAUGUCCUCGGGCAGAUCGCGACGAGAUGAACGCACACGCCGACCCCGCCGCUCGUACAGGGCAAACUCUUCUAUGAUACUACUCCACGACAGCGACUUACGCCACAGAACAUCAUCUUGUCCAAAUUUUGCUAGUAGCGCUACUAGUGUUAAGUCUACUACCGCAACCACCACCACCACCAUCAAUUCCACCAAUUUUACCACCACCAUCACAAAUACAACUACCACCACCACCACUACUACUACUACUACUAUCUCCACCAACACCACCAAUACUUCUACUGCGUGCCUGAGCUCCUGCCGGCGCGGCUCGAUCUCCUCUAGACCCGAUCAUUCGUCUUCUGGCGACUGCUACUACUACCACCACCGUCACCAAAACUACUACUACUACUUCUACUGCUGCUACUACGGGCAUGCGCACGUGCUUCUACCUCUACUUCCGCAAGCGCCCAUCGCGACACCACUGUUAGCAGCAGUAGCAGCAGCAGCGUCAGCACUGCGCUUCCUCUUGCGAUGGGCUACAGCAACGGCAGCGGCCCUUCCUUGCGACGGCCUCGUGUUCUGCAGUUUGCUUCCCCUUCUACUGCUACUACUACCACCACCACCACAGCCGCCACUGCCACUGCUACUGCUACUACUACUUCUUCAUCAUCUUCCUCCACAUCCCCUCCAUCGGCUGCGAAGUAGUAGAAGCGGCGGUCGUCUUAGCAGCACCACACAUAGCCUUCGCAGUGAUUCAGCAGCGCCCUCUACCGCCGCCGAACGGUGCCUUCAUCCAGUGCCAUCGACUCGCCCCGUUUGGUGGACACUGUUGGUUCCAUCUUGAAGAGGC
Messenger RNA from Anopheles maculipalpis, 1128 nucleotides. RefSeq names its product RNA-binding protein 1-like. Gene Ontology annotation, molecular function: RNA binding. Gene Ontology annotation, cellular component: nuclear speck. Gene Ontology annotation, biological process: mRNA splicing, via spliceosome. Lineage: Eukaryota; Metazoa; Arthropoda; Insecta; Diptera; Culicidae. The transcript is spliced from 3 exons. The record is from RefSeq and is a predicted model, not a curated record. The coding region runs from base 58 to 1122 and encodes 354 amino acids.